Bolinopsis microptera is the source of this 4575-nucleotide messenger RNA. Its product is annotated as protein glass-like. Lineage: Eukaryota; Metazoa; Ctenophora; Tentaculata; Lobata; Bolinopsidae. Gene Ontology annotation, biological process: regulation of transcription by RNA polymerase II. The record is from RefSeq and is a predicted model, not a curated record. Gene Ontology annotation, cellular component: nucleus. Gene Ontology annotation, molecular function: DNA-binding transcription factor activity; RNA polymerase II cis-regulatory region sequence-specific DNA binding. The transcript has 8 exons. The coding region runs from base 3095 to 4210 and encodes 371 amino acids.
GAGAAAAAUUCCAAAAUUUCAUGUAUGUACUAGAGUUGUACCCGAGUACAGUGUUUGUGUGUUUAAUGCUUAGUAUUCGUGCUGAGGAAGAAUGUUAAUUAUCAUCGUUACUCUCCAAGAAACAUAGUCUAGUCUCCACGCUCUCAGUAUUCUAGCUCUUUUGGCGUACCGGUAUCUCUCUAACCUACCGGUACUCUAGCUCUCAUUACGUACGGUUCCACACGGUACUGAUAUUUUUUCCCCGAUUUAGUGCCCGUGCUGACACCUAUGUAAUAUGUACUGUACAGCGUGUUGUUGAGCUUGAGUUGGUGAGCUCUAGUUGAGGUUGUAGCGUUCCCAUGGCCGGCUAAUCAGGUGAAGACGUGACCGAUCUUGUGUUUCACUCUCCAACAGAGUCGUGUCAACUUCCUCUCAAUCUCACUCAACACUCUACAUUUGAUGAUCACCACGUUUCCUGGUGUUGACAAGUUUUCCCAAACUGAUUAGACCCGAUCUCUGGUUCCCAUGGUUUCAGGAAGGCGUCAAGUGGCCAUCAUAAUUCAAGAGUGUUGGCACCCGAGUAGCAAUUCAUUUCCGAGAGUUUGUCGUUUCUUUUGUUUUGCUUCGUUCUUGUUUCUGGGAACUGUUUCUCUCAACCCCCUAUGUAACAUAUGUAUAGUUAUACUAACUAAGUGCCAUUAUAUCCAUUUGCCAUUCAGACUUUGAAAAUCUUUCCCACGUUUGAGGGUCGCUCUGGCAAGCAUAGGCGUCCGAUGCAAUAUCAAUACUGAACUCUCCUAUAACAAGCAGACUGGGCACUUUUCUGGGUUUUGUCCAGUCGUCCUGAUCCACGUGCAGUACACUUCCAAGUUCUCUCAAAAUUUUCCCAAACGUUCAAUUUAAUCAGCGAUGGGGUGGCGUUUUAGUCGAAUCUAACAGCAAUGAUAGCAAGAGCAAAUCUAACAGUAGUAGUGACGGCUCAGCCAAUACGCCCAGCCUCCUGAUUGAUUGCUUAAUCAAGGCUCGUAUUUAAUUAGGAGGGUAUGGGAGAAAACUGAUACAUGGUUUUAUAGGUGCUAUAUCAAGCAGUGACAGCAGUCCCUCGCACAGUUCAUCUUUUUUGUCUUCUCGCAUGUUCUCAGAAAGUCCUUCAAUGCUCUUGACCUGAUUAGCUGUCUACAGCUCGCGUAGUUUCUUUGAAGAAAAGUUAUGAUUUGAGAUUUCUCAGAGAUUGCCCAAUUAAAUCUGGUAUCCCGUCAAAUCACCAAGUUUAUCAAUAACAACCAUUCCGAAAGUAGAAGGAGCGGAAACAUAUUUGCAAGUGCAGUAAAUGUGUUUCCAACCCGAAUACCCAGCCUAUAUUAGCAGAAUGUAAGGCUGGGAAGCGCUAAAAGGGAAGUAAGCCCGCACUUCUAGGGAAGCCAAAUUUCGUCAUUAAAGGUGAAGCCGAGGUCCACAGCUGAGUUUCACCAUCGUAAACCAGAUAAUUUUAGUUCCGAUGGGCUGGCCAAUGAGCGCGUGAAACAGCCUGCACUACGGAUGUGCCUAAACGCGUGGCUCUGAUUGGGAGUCAGCUGAGCGUGUGUGAGGGCGAGUGCUGCGCAGGAUAUGCUUCAGUUGCAUGGUUUUCUCCCUUUGCGAAGCCCCUAAAACUGCCGAGAAGACUACCAAGUCCCUUCUUCGUUCAUUUGCGUUGCUAUGGUUACAGCUAAAAUCGUCCCAGGAAAGAGUCCGGUGUUUUUAUUUUCAAACUCGUUAGUACAGUUUCGUUGCAAUUUUAUAAGGGUUCCGGAGCAGACCUUUCUAAGCCAUAGUAGUCCAGAUAUCAUUACUUUUGGAUGCAUAAUUAUAUGGUUCCGAAGUGAACCCAGAACACUUUGAGAAGCCUUUCGUGUAUCACCUGCUAAGUGAGCCUGAGUGUGUUCGCAUAUGAUGAGGUUUCAAGGGUUAAAACAUACUUUCCAGCACAGACCUGCCAUUACAUAGGAUGGCUUCGGUUUCACAUUCGGGGUGAAUCUAUAGCUGUGUGAGUACAGCAGAUUCCAAACAAGCUAGAAUUAGAAAAGUAGAGUUCUACUGGUGAUAUAAUCAUGUAAUCAUAAUGGUAAACAGCUGAUAUGUAUCCGGGUAACUUGCCAAGUUCUGCACUCCGCAGGUGUAAUACUGUAAUAUGAGGGAUACUUUGAUAAGCCUGCCUCCCGAUUAAACAUAUCGUCUAAACGUGAUCUGAGUGAUAUUUUAAUAAGAGUGAAUGGCAGUUGCAGACAAGUGGAAUUGGCAGCCGGAUAUUAGAUUAAGAUUGCUAGGCUAAAGUCUUACCCCCAGUCCCUGGCGACCCCUAGUACCUGACACUUGUAACACGAACCCAAGUAUUAGCCCCUUUUCAAGUUCUUUUUAAUCUCAGGUUUAACAAGGUUUGCACCUUUACUUUACUAAGUAGACAGUCCUAGAAGUAGCGUGUAAGUUGCGUAAGAGUGAGCGAGGUGUGAGGUAGUAAAUCUUAGAUCGUACACUAAUUUAAGUGUUAGCUCUUGUCUGAGGUUUAUCUAUAUCCCGCUCUGUUAUACUGUCAAAGUGCUAAUGCUUUAAAGCCCAGGUUUUAUCAACGGCUCGUCGGUAAAAUUACAAUUUGAGAAGCUUCUGUUGGUCUCCAUUAGUGCCUUUAUUACAACCUCUCUCCCGUCUUGUGCGCAUAAUUUGAGUGGAUUUUGCUUCAACAACCAUCAGGUAACUUCGCUUUAAUGGCGAUUUGAUCAAAUAGGAAGCCUACAAAAGACAAACAUUAAUCUCGAAGUGAUAGAUCUCACAUCAUUGGCAAAAACGCUAUGUUUGUAAACUCCACCAUACGGGUGAAGCCUUUUAAGAUUCUAAGUUAGUCUCGCUUCAAUAGUGCUAGAAGAAUUGAGUACGAAAAAGUACGGUUAGCGACAAAAUCGGCGCGUGGCUCGGCUCAACUUACAGGAUCUAACCUCGGGGAUCUGACAUAGUGUCUGACCCAAUAAAAGUGCUCUAAAUCUGCCGAACAAAUUCCUCUUUGGCGUUGCUAAGUGAGUUCCUCGUUGCUAAGUUGGUUCCCCAUAACUAUUCAUGCUAACGCAGUACACCCUCCCCAGCAAUGAUAGCUAUGGAAAGCGCAUUUUCGCCCUGUUUUUCGGCGUACGUUACCUCUUACUCCAACCCGGUGCACAACUAUGGGCUGCCCACCAACUCCCAGCAACCCACACAGCCCUUUUCGCCUUGUGGCCUACGUCAAUCCUUUGAGAAGUUGACGAGCCCGGAUGUUUUGAGCAAGUAUGUAGGCCGAGGAGGACACCCCACGGCCCCCAACGUAGCAACACCCCACCUGCCCGCCACCCAGGGACCGGACAUGGAACAGCCCGGAGUGUGGCUCUCGGACUCCUCCUGGUACUCCAGAGUCAUGAGUACUGAUAAUUCCAGGUACUACAGACAAGGUAUGGACCUGCCCCCACCACCUCAGAGCGCUGGUUGCAUGGAUCAGCUGGAGUUGUACCGAAGAGGUAUCGGAGCGGAGGCGCAUAUCCCGGCCCCGCCGCCUGUUUCAUCCCAACACCACGGUACACCCCCUCACUCCUGUAUCACCGCCCAAUCCCUGCCACCAAUCCCCGAGGCACUCCCUCAUUUCUCCGUCAACCAGGACAACAAGUCUGCCUUCAAGAGCACAACAGCUGAUCUGAAGAUGAACUUGUGUUACCUGUGCGGCAAGACGUACGCGAGACCAAGCACCCUGAAGACACAUAUGAGGACCCACUCGGGGGAAAAACCCUAUAAAUGUGAUACCUGUAACAAGGGGUUCUCUCAAGCAGCCAACCUCACCGCUCAUGUCAGGACCCACACUGGAGACAAACCUUUCAGGUGCCCAGUGUGUGACAGAAGGUUCUCCCAAUCCUCCUCUGUAACCACCCACAUGAGGACACACUCUGGGGAGCGUCCCUACAAGUGCAAGGUUUGUCACAAGGCCUUCAGCGAUACCUCCACACUUACUAAACACAUACGGGUACACAGCGGGGAAAAACCUUACCGGUGUACCGUCUGUCACUUACGGUUCAGCCAAAGUGGCAACCUAAACAGACACAUGCGGACCCACAAGGAGCAGAAUGGGACCCACCAAGGCCCCUACGUCACUAAGGACCUGUCCCGAUCAGUGAGCCCCUACCUCCCUGACCCCACCAGACUCAGGGACUGGACUAAAGAGGGCCCCAAAAUCUACUGAGCAACUUAUUCCUGGUACUCCAGACAACGCACCGAUAUUCAUGUGACAAAGAGAGCACUUGUUAGAUGAUCACCCCCACCAAGGAAAGGUCCAUUUUUAUCUAGGCUUACCAAAUGUUGUGGAGGUCCUUGAUUGUAGCCAGAUAGGAGCCGAUAACGAAAUCGCCAUGGACAACAAUUAACUGAUAACGUUAAGUUAACUGAUAACGAGGACUAAAACAAACUGUGACUUAUUAUUGUAAUAACUUUGUAGUAUAACGUAUUUGUUUUUAUUUUAUGGUUAAUUAUGACUAGAAUAGUUAAUAAUUAUAAAAGUGUAUUCUUGUUUUGUUAACUUAGAUAAUAACUUUUAAAUAUUGACAGUUU